Molecule: messenger RNA, 1209 nt
Organism: Aspergillus calidoustus
Lineage: Eukaryota; Fungi; Ascomycota; Eurotiomycetes; Eurotiales; Aspergillaceae
Source: the annotation of a GenBank genome assembly
AUGUGCACCCUCACAACAGCCGCUCCAGAGAUGGAUGAUUUUCGCGACUUCGUGAGAGAUGAAGACGAGGCAGAGGACCUGGAAGAGGUUGUUGAACCCUGGGACAGCUACGAGACGGAGGGAAACAAGAAUGUGUUCUACCCUAUCUGUCUGGGCGAGGUUCUGAAUGACAGAUACUUGGUUGAACACAAGCUUGGAUUUGGUGGUGGAUCUACUGUUUGGAUGGCACAUGACCUGAUAGACAAACAAGAUGUCGCCGUUAAGGUCAUGUCUUCGUGGCCCUGGGCCGAAAACGAAGUACGCAUGCAGAGAGAAAUAGCACAGAGCGUGAAGGACAGCUCCCAUCUUGUGACUUCCCUAGCGACUUUUACUCUGCUUGCAAAUGGAUUGGAACAUCAGGUCUUGGUCUUGCCAUUGGUGGGCCCACGGAUCAACUGGCACACUCUGGUCAAGGUUUCGAUGGCUACUAGGAUGUCUGCUGCCCGGCAGUUACUUGAAGCACUAGAGAGUUUGCAUACCGCUGGGAUUAUCCACCGCGACGUAAGCGAGGGAAACUGCAUGUGGGGAAUGACAUCUCUCGCCCAUCUCCACCGGAGCGAUAAGUACAAGGAACUCGGACGACCACUCAGGGAACCAAUACCGCACGUAAAGCACCCCUUCAAGCAGGGCGGACUUGUGCGCGCUAUCAACACCCCUAACCACCUCCGCACAGACGAUUUCUACCUCGGCGACUUUGGCCUUUCACAGAAAAUAACCGAUUCCAAAUCGCAACGCGGCUACCCAGAUCUGAAAUUCUGCUCCCCCGAGCGUCUUCAUCGAAAAGAGCCAAGCCCUGCCUGUGACAUUUGGAGCUAUAUGGUUGUGUUUUCGAUCCUGUAUCUUGACUUCUCGCUCUUCAGCAGUAUAGAAACUAGCGUGAUAGGCGACCAUGUUCGAUGUCUCGGUCCCUUGCCGGCGGAAUGGAAAGGGUGCUACACACACCCCAGCGGGAGGGAUUCGUGGUAUGAUCAGAGUGCGAAACCGGACCCGAAACAUGACCUUGCGUCUAAGGUUGCCUUGCGCCGUGGGGAUGCGGAUCCUGUUGAGCGGGGCCAUGUGGUUUCUAAUAUGGCCAAGGUCUUUGUGUAUGACCCAGCGAAGAGGCCAACGGCGACGGAGCUUCUGAGGGAUCCGGACUUUAGAGCUAUCAUGAAUAGAUAUGGGUGCUGA